GCCAGUGCUGCGCGGUAAUUUGCGCAAACCUGUAGAGCUCCACGAGUUUGUAGCGAUGCACGUGCGACCAUACUUACAAUCCAGUGAUUUCGACACAAACAGGAGAGACAAAAUUGGAUAAACGACAGCCGUCAUUGAAUUUUCUCAUGUCAUAACGACAAAAGAUGUUGACGUUCGAGACGCUUCUGGUGAAAGAGCUCCAAAAACAGCAGAGCAGGGCAGAGUUCUGUGACAUUGUGCUGCAGACCCGAGAUGUGUCUGUGCCUGUGCACAGCUGUGUGUUGUCUGCCUUCAGUCCUUGGCUCUGUGGGGCUCUGUCAGCCAUGCCAUCCCCCCGGAGUGGACAGAGGAGACUGAUUGAAGUCCAAGCUGUGGAGGCCUGUACGCUGCUCAGUCUGGUCAGUCUGCUGUACUCAGGUCAGCUGAACGAGGACAAAGAGGAAGUCCUGUCGGCAGCCUGCAAACUAGGCAUCGACAUACCUCAGCAAGUAGCAAAGAGGCCCGGAACUGAGCGAAACACACAGACGGAGUGCGUGAAAGAGGUGGCGGAGAGAGAGUGUCAAACUGAAACUGUCCCUUCUGAAAGUCAAAACCCCAAAGAGACCAUUGAAAGUGUUCAUUUGAUUGGCACGUCAUCAUGGAGGACCGAUCAGGGGCUCUGCACGUACACGGAUGGCUCUGAUAUCACCCUGGCCACACUACAAAACGUCCAGGUUAAUCCAGAGAACAUGCCUUCCUUUCAAGUCAUGGAUGUGGUCCCUGAAACCGCUAUAUAUCCCACAGCAAGUGGACCACCCUGCUUGCCCCAGGUCUACGAAUGUCCCCCUUCAGCUUCAUACCAACAGCCUCCAACCCCACUGCCACCUCACCCCUACCCUUCCCAUAGUACAAAUGUUGAGACACUGUCCAAUGAAGGCCAGCCAGCUUUGGGGCGUGUUUCAGAGGGUGAGGGGUGUGUUUUAGAAGCGUUUGCACGGUUUGAGAACAAUAUCCCAGGUUAUAUCAAUUACUUUCUUGACACCAACAUUGCACAGGGUGCAGUACAGAGGGAUCAGAGUCAGAGAGGAAUGAGAGGCGACUUCAAAACUGAGGGAAGGGCGAUGAGGGUGCGUAGGGCUGGGGCACGCGGAGGAUUUGCUCUGAAGGGAGAAGGGUUGAGUAUUUGUAAAAGAGAGCAAAACAUGAAUAGGUGUGGACGAGUGGCGAGGUCGGGCUGGAUGGGGCAAGGUGGGGGUAGAACUGGCAGCAUGCUAAACACCAGACAAAUGUUCAAGAAUCACGAGAGGCUUAAACGGAGACGACAAGGCAGAGGAGCGACGAAAGAGGAAGGAGAGAGAGGCAGGUCAUCAUCAAGGGGGAGACCCAGGCAGAGACAGAAAGGGAGCAGAGGCAGAUUGGUAGAACCAGUGCGACAGGAAACAGCUCCACCUCGAAGAGGGCGAAGAGGUCGCCCCCGCAAACAUCCCUUGCCCGAACCAGAUGUUUCCCAAAAUUUCAGUGGAAUUUCACCCCCUGAUCAAAAAACCAUGAACCCUUCAGCUCCAUCCCUGAUGCACACCGCCGCUCUCCCAGCAGCCAAUCAGAGCUGCCUCACUCAGCCAAUGGACUGGCUUAUAGAUGACGUCAUCGCGCAGCUCCCAUUUAUUCCCAACAAUCAAAAUGGAAUAACGACUACUGCAACUGUAGAUUCCAACAUGGAUCAUCCAAGAACACAGUCCUCAGUUAAGCUCGCGGAUCUGGGUAUAACCCAGCCACAGUCUGAAGGUGAGCUGUCUGACAUACUUGAUAGUUUUCUGAGAACGUUUGAGCAACACGUUAGUGUAUGCGAUUCGGACGUUCAAGAUGGGAUGGUGCCCAACAUAACAGAUGGAACCCAGACCUGUGGACAGUCCUCACAGAAUUUCACAGUCCACACACGCACAUCAAAUGCACAUGCCACUUCUAUGACCACAACAACACAGGGAUCAAAAGCCUCAUUAUCCAAGAACGGACCACGAGGAUCAUCUGCCCGUAGACCACAGAAGCCAUCAUGUUUUUGGCAGGUGUCAGGUGUGGAAAUGGAGAAAUCAACAGGACAGCACAGUGAACAGAGGCUGAAAUAUGGCAGGAUGACCAGAAGCCAGAGUAGGAAGAGGAAGCUGGAUGUUUUUGAAGAACUGCCUAGGAGAGACGAGCUUCUAGCCAAACACAAGAAAAAACGGAAAAAAGAACAGUUAGAGAAGAUGAGGGUAAAGGCUUCGCUACCAAAGAAGAAAAAGAGAAAGAAAACUAGCAGGCUGCAUAGUGAAGAAAAGUGCAGCGGCAGCACAGCUGACUCAAGCUGCAGUGUUACGAGUGCUUUAAGGAAAGUCAUAAACCCAGUUAGUGGCCACAACGUGAAGAAUGCCACACAAACAACAAAGAUAUUAGAGAAGACUUUGGAUCGGUCAAAAUCUUCGGAGUUGCAUGCUCACACAGAGUCCAGUCUUGUUAAACAGAAACAAGUGGGACGUCCUAAAAGAGACACGACUAAAUCUCUUCUAGAAGGAAGUACGUUAAAGGUGCAAUGCAUUACAGAGAGUUCACGACCCAAGCAAUCAGACACAACGAACAAAUCCACUGGGACCCGUCCAGCUCUUUCUGCUUUUGAGAUAAUGAAAAAGAUCUUGGGAAAUCAGCAGAAAAGAGAGGAAGAGCGAAAAGGAGAAGAAAACACAAUGUGGACUGUGAAAAAACAGAAAGUAAAGGAGAGCUUGACAAAUGCACAAGUACCUGGAGCUGAGGUGAACAUGACUGAGAAUAAAGAGAAGAAUGCUAGAAUCAGGGAUGAGGGGCACAAUAAUAGCAGAAUAAACCAAAAAGAUGAGGAAACAAGUGGGAGGAUGAAGGAGGCUGCCAAUCAAAAGAACAUUCUUCUUCAGCAGAAUCUGCCUUCAGCUGAUGGUGGCACCAUGUCAAAAGGAGAGAGGCUGAUGGAGGACAGCUACAGCAAUGGAAGAUUUGAGACUGCUCUCUCUCUCAAUGAUUCUCCUUUGCAAAGAUGCAGCACAGAAGGCCUCAUGCUUAAAAACACGACCGACAUGCCUUUUGUGUCACAUGCACUAGUCCCCACCACACCGCUAGAGAAACUUAGAAACACACAAGGGUCAGUAGCCAGUUCAGAAGAGGAUGAGGAUGUUGAUGUUGUGGAGGUCUCUAGUUCUUUGUCUGAGUCCUUCCCUGUGCUGCCAAUCACUGCCGAUGUUGUGCUCAGCACCGAGGAGGGGGACAGUGAUGAAGACGACGAGAUUGAUGUGAUAAGUUUAGGAUCUAAUUAAGCAUGUAGUAAUUUCUGUUACUGUUUAGCUUCAGAGUUCUUCAUGUGUGUUGGUGCAUAUUUGAAAUGCUUUUCAAAGUACCUUUUCCCUGUGUAUAAUUCAACAAAGAGUUCACAUGUGUGACCGUUGGCAGUAUUUGCUCUUUCGACUUUGGUGGCUUCAGUUUCAGGCAUCAGAAAUUUUUAUAAAUUUGAGUUCUGAAUGUUAAAGUUGUUUAUUUGUGUCACAAUCGUGUCUUAUCAUAAUUAGUUAGACGACUGUUAAUGCACACUGAGUUUUCUUGUCAUUUGCCAUCUUUUGUAGCCAUGUUCAGAAUUAAAAGACAUGGAUCCAA
Molecule: messenger RNA, 3630 nt
Organism: Carassius gibelio (silver crucian carp)
Lineage: Eukaryota; Metazoa; Chordata; Actinopteri; Cypriniformes; Cyprinidae
Exons: 5
Coding region: 165-3296 (1043 amino acids)
Biological process (GO): positive regulation of transcription elongation by RNA polymerase II
Molecular function (GO): protein binding
Source: RefSeq, a predicted model, not a curated record